Molecule: messenger RNA, 1218 nt
Organism: Dracunculus medinensis (Guinea worm)
Lineage: Eukaryota; Metazoa; Nematoda; Chromadorea; Rhabditida; Dracunculidae
Source: the annotation of a GenBank genome assembly
GAUAGAGAUUUUCGGCCAUCAAAAUAUUCCAAAUUUGAUAGUAGCUCAGAAGAAGGGAGUAAACAUGGCUCGCCAGAUAUUGGUCAUAAACUGGAUUUCGAUGAAUCGAGUGACUCAGGUUUAGUAGAAGAAGCGCAACAAAAAAUGUUGGUAUCUAUGCUGCCGGAAUAUUUCCCUGGCAUUUCUGGUUGUAGAAACGUGGCUGAAUUUGAAUGCCUUAACCGAAUCGAAGAAGGAACUUUCGGUGUUGUUUAUCGAGCUAAAGAGAAAAAAACUGAUGAAAUCGUUGCGCUAAAACGGUUGAAAAUGGAGAAAGAAAAGGAAGGAUUCCCUAUAACAUCUCUCAGAGAAAUAAAUAUGCUUAUAAAGGCUGGUAAUCAUCCGAAUAUCGUCAAUGUGAGGGAAAUAGUUGUCGGUUCAAAUAUGGAUAAAAUAUACUUGGUUAUGGAAUAUGUUGAACACGACAUGAAAACUCUUAUGGAUUCAAUGCAUUCCAGGCAAAAAAGUUUUACCAUCGGUCAAGUUAAGACAUUAUUACUGCAGUUAUUGCGGGGUGUUGCUCAUCUCCAUGAUGAAUGGGUUCUUCACCGAGACCUUAAAACUUCAAAUCUUCUUCUUUCCCAUCAAGGAAUUCUGAAGAUUGGUGACUUCGGAUUAGCAAGAGAAUUUGGUGACCCACUAAAGUGCUAUACACCGAUAGUAGUAACUUUGUGGUAUCGUGCUCCAGAGCUAUUACUUGGAAUCAAAGAAUAUUCAACAGCAGUGGAUAUGUGGUCAUGCGGUUGCAUUUUUGCUGAAUUUCUUAAACUGAAACCUAUAUUUCCUGGAAAGGGUGAACUGGAUCAGAUCCAUAAAAUAUUUUUGGAUCUUGGUACUCCAAGUGAAAAAAUAUGGCCCGGAUACAGCUCUCUACCUGGAGUUAGUAAAGUGAAAUUUGAAUAUGAAUAUAAUCAACUAUGGAAAAAAUUUCCUUCAAACGUGGUUGAUAAAACAGGAUUGGAUUUUCUAAAUGAAAUGCUGCGGUAUGAUCCAAAUAAGAGGCUUACGGCACGUGAAGCUUUAAAACAUAAUUGGUUUGAGCAGGAUCCAUUGCCAACUCCACCGGAAAUGUUUCCAACAUGGCCAGCUAAGAGUGAGCUAGGCAAAGCUGCUCCAGUCGCCAAUAGUCCGACUAAAGCCGCAGUUGUAGCAAAAGAUGUAAGCUUUAUUUAUUUAUAG